Cooperia oncophora is the source of this 288-nucleotide messenger RNA. The record is from the annotation of a GenBank genome assembly. Lineage: Eukaryota; Metazoa; Nematoda; Chromadorea; Rhabditida; Trichostrongylidae.
AUGUCUGCAUACAGGGGUAUCAUCGACUGUGCAAUCAAAACAGCUAGGCAGGAGACGAUCUACGGCUUAUACAAAGGAAUGUGGGUGCCAUUUCUAUCCACGGGUGCUUUACAUUCGCUUCUCUUCGCUGGUUACGGGGCUGCUCUACGGCUUUUGCAUCCGGGAGAGUCAAACGUGCAAGCCAGAAAGGACCUGCCCAUGUCUGAGAUUUUGAUCGCUUCAAUGUGCGGUACAAUGGCACAAGUUAUACCAGUUAUACCAGUGGAGCUGCUGAAGACACGUCUUCAG